CUUCCAGCCUCCAACUGUCAUUGUCUCCACCCCUCCAUCACACCAUGCCUCCCAAAGCAGCCAACUACCUGACGCCCGAGCACGACGCCAUCAUCCUGCGCGCCGUCACCGCCUCGGUCCUCGCUUCCCGCCGCACGAUUUACACCACUCCCGGGCUCGAGGCCGUGGCCAACAACGGCGGCAGCCGCAUCAACCAGCGCGUGCAGCAGAUGCUGAAGAAGAUGUGCGCGGCGUACGGCCUCGCCGGCGUGGUCGAGGAGGAGGUGGCGGCUGCGAGCGGCAAGAAGGAGGGUGCGGGCCGGCAGAGCAACGGCAAGGGCACGGGCAAGGGCAAGAAGCGUAAAAUCAAGGACGAGGUUAAGGAUGAGCUCGAAGAUGAGGCCGGCUACUGA
Cutaneotrichosporon oleaginosum is the source of this 392-nucleotide messenger RNA. RefSeq lists its product as uncharacterized. The record is from RefSeq and is a predicted model, not a curated record. Lineage: Eukaryota; Fungi; Basidiomycota; Tremellomycetes; Trichosporonales; Trichosporonaceae.